AUGGAUGACGAUGAACCUAUUGAUGGGUUUAUCUCAAAGAUCAGCGAGCUAGCAAGUGAGUCUUAUGUACUUGGGAAGAAAUAUGAAGAAAAGGAUUUGGUGAAGAAGUUGCUGAGAUGGUUACCACCAAGGUUCGAAGCAUACAAAGCGGUUCAUGACCUUGAGAAAUUUGAUCGACUGGCAAACACUCAAAAGAGUAUUGCAUUUAAGGCUGACGCAAAUGAAGGUGACAAAGUCUCAAAAAUUGAAGAAACUUUGGGACUUAUGGCUCAAAACUUCAACAAAUUUGUUAAGCAUAUGGAAAAAGGUAGGAGUCGUUCAAGCGGACGUUCUCAGAGGAGUGAAUCUGACCGAGGAAACACUCAACAUUCAAGACUGGGCUCAUCAAAAAACUCCAAAAAGAAGGAUCUUCAGUGUCAUGAAUGUGAAGGAUAUGGUCAUUUCCGAAACGAGUGUCCCCUAGCCAAGAGAAAGGAGCUGAAAUGCAUUGAGUGCAAAGGAAUCAGGCAUAAUCGGAGUGAAUGUCCCAACACCUUAAAGAAGGAUAAAUCUCUUGUUUGCUUCAGCGACACAGAGUCGGAUAGCGAUAGUGGAGAUGAGGAGAUGCACUUAAACUUCAUAGCCCUGAUCGGACAAGAAGAUGAUAAGAAGUCUGAAAAUCUUGCUGAGUUAAGUGACCAAGAGGAAGACGAUGGACUAAAUCAAGAACUUGAAAUAGAGUAUAAGACAUUUUUCGAUAAAUUUGCUGAACUCAGUCAUGAGAACUUGCAACUUCUCAAUAACAAGGCCAUGUUAAAGGCACAAGUGAACAUUUUGGAGUUAGAACAAAGCUCGUUACAGACACCUGCUCCAUCUAUCUUAAAAGAGUCUGAUCAGGAAAUAUUAGCCUUGAAGAGAGCCAUGACUGAACAAGAAAGAGUUCAUAAGCAGUUUGAAGUAAAAGUCAAUCAGCUCAGUGAGUUACUUGCUAAGGAGGUGGAUAAGAGUAAGUGUGAUUUAUAUCCUAACUACAAGGAGCUCUCUCAAGUUGUGAUACCUCACAAGAGUAUUGAGCCACACACUGAGUCGGAACAAGAGUUUGUCUGUAACUUUGCUACUCUACGAGGCGAAAACGAUGUGAUAAGUAAUGUUGCUUUUACAAGUGCCAAAAUUCACAAUCAGGUUGAGACCCCAUGGUAUUUUGACAGUGGUUUCUCUAAGCAUAUGACAGGAAAUCAAGACUUCAUUGAGAAACUUGAACACAUCAAAGGAGGCAAAGUUACCUUUGGUGAUGGAGGACAAGGAAAAAUUCGUGGUGUAGGUGUGAUGGAGAGGGCUGAUCUUCCCAGACUCAUUAAUGUCUAUUUCGUAGAUGGACUUAAGGCAAAUCUUAUCAGUGUUAGCCAACUCUGUGAUGAUGGAUUGGAGCACAAGAAACUUGGUCAUAUGAACACACAUGGUUUGACGAGAUUAGUAAAUGCAGAAUUUGUUCGUGGAGUGCCUGAUCUAGAGAAUCAGACUGAUAUUGUAUGUGGAGCAUGCUGUCAAGGAAAGCAGAUUAAGAUUCAACAUAAACAGAUUACUGAGAUUCAUUCUAAGCGCAUAUUGGAGUUGGUUCACAUGGAUCUUAUGGGUCCAAUUACUCCUGAAAGCAUUGCUGGCAAGCGAUAUAUCUUCAUUCUUGUUGAUGAUUUCUCAAGAUACACCUGGGUUGAUUUCCUAAGAAACAAGUCUGAUGCUCUUCAGAGCUUUCGUAUCUUGGCGCUACAGCUGAAACAAGAAAAAGGUGGAAUCAUCCAGAACAAUAGUGACCAUGGGGGUGAAUUUCAAAAUGAACAGUUUGAUCGGUUCUGUCAACGUCAAGGAAUUCGCCAUCAAUAUGCUGCUCCUAGAACUCCUCAACAGAACGGGGUCGUCGAAAGGAAAAACAGAACGUUGCAGGAUAUGGCACGGGCAAUGCUCUGUGGUAACAGUGCCCUUUCAGGAUUCUGGGCAGAAGCAGUGAGUACCGCAUGUUAUGUGAUAAACCGGGUAUACGUGAGACCUAAGACAAAGACUACACCGUAUGAGAUCUUCAAAGGAAAAACUCCUAAUCUGAGUCACAUGCAUGUCUUCGGGUGCUUAUGCUACAUUCUAAAUGAUAAAGAUCACUUGGUAAAAUUCGAUGCUAAAAGUGAUGUUGGAAUGUUCCUUGGCUACUCGUCUAACAGCUCAUCAUACAGAGUAUUCAAUAAACGCACCAAGUUCGUGAGUGAUAACGUGAAUGUUGUGUUUGACGAUAAUGUUGGUUUCUACCAAGCCAGAGUAACACAAACCAUUGACUGUGUGACACCAACAAUCGCUACACCAAUCGAAGCUCAUGUUAAGUAUGAGUGCCAAGAGGAAGUUGAACAGGAUGCAAUACUAGUUGAUCUUGAUCAAGGACGGGUACAUAAGAACCACUCUGCUGCAGAUGUGAUUGGUGGAGUCUUCGAUGAAAGGGUCACACGCAAGAAGCAAAUUGACUUCAAUGAAAUGGUUAAGUUGGUGUGUUUCAUGGCUAAGAUGAACACUGUGGAGUGCUUAGUCUCUCUGAUCGAACCUAAGAACAUCCAAGAAGCGUUGGAGGAUGAAUACUAG
Molecule: messenger RNA, 2598 nt
Organism: Brassica napus (rape)
Lineage: Eukaryota; Viridiplantae; Streptophyta; Magnoliopsida; Brassicales; Brassicaceae
Exons: 4
Coding region: 1-2598 (865 amino acids)
Biological process (GO): DNA integration
Molecular function (GO): nucleic acid binding; zinc ion binding
Source: RefSeq, a predicted model, not a curated record